AUGGUUCCUCCAGGGUGGACUCUGGUAGCUGUCUUAAUUUCUCUUGUCUCAGUUCUAGGCCCAGUUGGUUCUGUUUCAACCUCUGAUACCCAUCAAAAUGUGUGUAAGACCUUCGGCAGUGGAGUCAUCCAGAUGUUCAACGGAACUGUAUUCUACGUCCGCUCCACCUGUCCGUUCACGCUGACACGUUUUACUCACAACCGGGUGGACUGUGACAUCACCAUGCGUCGAGGUGAAAACGGCCUGCUGGAAUAUAUCGAGAUCAACGUCAACAAGAUCCAGACCCGGAUUCUGUACAAUGGAACCAUCUUCGUCGAGCAGAGAAUGGUGUCCCUUCCCUACGAUCACACCUAUCAACAUGUGUUCCAGUACGGUAUCAACACCAAGCUGAGGAGCACUGUUCUACCUCUGUCUGUCAUCUGGAGCAGUGUGGGCGUGGGCAUCGACUCUCUCUGGGUGCAACUGGAGCAGGAGCUAGUCCUUGGAAUGACUGGACUCUGUGGACGACCAGAUAUACUAGAUGACCGUCAGCGAUUGAUUGCAGAGAGUGUUCUUUCAGGGGACGGGUGCCAGACCAUGGACUCCCUCCGCACUAAGAGCACGGUCUGUCAGAAGUUCAUCUCCAACUACAUUGAAUGUCUGCAGGCUAACACAAGCAAAUACAUGACUCUUUGUAAUGAGAAUAUUUACGGAUAUGAAAAAGAGCAUUAUGUAGGAUGUGCGUUCUACAAAGAAAUUGCCCAUCGGUGUCAGACCAGCUACGCUUGGAGGACCUUGACACACUGCCCUGAGUUCAAUUGCCCAGGAGAACUACACUUUGAGGAGCAGGGUGAUGCAUUUGUUCCCACCUGUUCCAACCCAGCACCUAGAACCAAUGAUCAGGACAUCACCAGCACCUGUGUCUGCCCCCAAGGUGAGGUAUUGAACGAUCGAGCGGAGGGCCAUGACUGUGUAAGUGUGUCAGCCUGCCCAUGUGUGUACGCCGGGAGGAACUAUGCACCUAGGGAAGAACGCAGAACAAAAUGCCAGACCUGUGUGUGCAACAAUGGCAAGUGGAUAUGCUCUCAGAACAGCUGCCCUAGUAGGUGUGUGAUUGAAGGGCAGUUUGUGACCACGUUCGAUGGGAAACAGUAUGCCCUUCCCGGUAAAUGCACAUACAUGGCCUCUAAGGGCUUUAAUUGGACGAUAUCCAUACAUUUUUCUGAGAGGACGUCCUCCAUCCAAAACGUGUUUCUUCAGAUUUACCAGGUACUGUUUGUCUGUUUAUUCUCUCACAACAGUGUACAGUUUGAGAAAGAGGAAAUUCGAGAGCUACAUCAGUCAGACAAUGCCAUGGUGUUCUGGCAGUCAUCCAUGUAUGUUCAGGUAUUGACAUCCUCUGGCAUGAAGAUCCAAGUACAGAUGUCUCCAGACCUCCAGCUCUAUAUCACACUACCACAGAGUGAAGUAGGGAUGCCAGAAGGACUUUGUGGAAACUACAAUACCGAUACCACUGAUGAUUUCACCACAAGCAGUGGUAUUGUAGAAAAUGCAGCGGAACCGUUUGCGCUGUCCUGGAGUGUAGGGGACUGUCCUGUUAACAUACCUAAAGUCUGCAUCAACUCCGACAACGAAAUAUUUGCAGAUGAGAAGUGCCACCCCUUGAGAGACCCCAGUGGGAUUUUCGCCAAGUGCUACGAUCACGUGCCUACUGACAAUUACCACAAGGCUUGUAUCCAGAGAACGUGUACCUGUGGAACUGGGCUGCAGCAGUGUUUGUGUGUGGCCCUGGCAAAUUAUGCCAAAGCCUGUGCCAACCAGGGCAUCACAGUGGGUGACUGGAGAAGGGCCACCAACUGCACGGUAUCGUGUGAGAACAAUCAGAGGUUUGACUACGAAAUGCAGGUGUGCAACAGCACCUGUCUCUCCCUAUCCCGGCCAGACCCCAGGUGUGGGGUGGAGGAUGCACCUGUGGAGGGCUGUGGCUGCCUGGAGGGCACUCAUCUGACCGGGGGGCUCACCUGUACCCCGAAGGCCCAGUGUCCAUGUCACCAUCAGGGAGGAGUCACACCACCAGGACCUGUUAUCAUUGAUGGACGACAGUGCAAAUGUGAGGAUGGAGAAUUGCUGUGCUCUGAAGAUUGUGGUUGCACCCAGGGGAAGGUUUGUGUGCAUUGCUCACAAUUUUCAAUAGACACAGCUCAAACAACAUGUGCCAGUCUGAGCAAACCAACAAGUGCUGUUCAGAGUUGUACAAGUGGCUGUUACUGUCCAGGGGGCCAGUUGGAAGACCAUUGGGGUAUGUGUGUCACUGUGGACAACUGCACCUGUCAGUACAGCGGCAGAGUGUUCAAAGCGGGACAGAGUGUCAAGACCAACUGUAGAACAUGCACCUGCCACCAUGCCCAGUGGAGCUGUGUAGAUGAACCAUGCCCUGGUACAUGCCUGGUGUAUGGAAACGGACACUAUCAAACCUUCGACUCUAAAUGGUAUCGCUACGAUGGGAAUUGUCAGUACACAUUAGUGGAGGAUGGCUGUGGUAGUGAAGCUGGGUCGUUUUCUGUCAAAGUGGAGAGUGUCCCGUGCUGUGACGAGGCUCUGACCUGUUCCCGGACCAUCGUGUUAGACCUGCUGGGUAAUGUCACUCUGACUCUGAAUGAAAUGAAGGUGACGAGACGGCUACAAGGGGGAUGGGCUUCUCUGGAGGCGGAGCCUCUGUACUCCACCCACACUGUGGGCCUCUACAUGAUGAUCUCAGUGCCUUCUAGAGGACUAACCCUCAUCUGGGACAAACACACCAGACUUACCGUCAUACUGGACGACCGUUGGAGGAACCGAGUGUGUGGACUUUGCGGGAACUUCGAUUCCAACGAGAUGAACGACCUGCAGAUAAGCGGGUCAUCGGUGGUGUCCAGCCCCCUCGCCUUUGGCAACAGCUGGAAGACGGCCACACCCCCCUGCUCUGACGUGACCAAUGAGGUGUUUCCGUGCCAGCGCCACUCCUACUGCUCCGCCUGGGCCGAGAGACGCUGUAUGAUCCUCAGGGGAGACACCUUUAAGGACUGCCACUUGAAGGUGGACCCAGAGCCCUACUACCAGGCCUGUGUGUUGGAGUCGUGCUCCUGUGAGUUUGAGGGGAAGUUCUUGGGUUUCUGUACGGCCGUGGCGGCCUACACUGAGGCCUGCAGUGACCAGGACGUGUGUGUCCGCUGGAGAACGCCAGACAUGUGCCCGGUAUACUGCGACUACUACAAUGAGCAGGGCCACAGUAGUUGGCACUACGAUCCCUGUGGACAUAUCAAGACCUGUGGCAAAAACAACCUCUUCAAUGGCAAGCUGGAAGGCUGCUACCCGAGAUGCCCAGCAGAGGCUCCAUACUAUGAUGAGAACACAAGGAGAUGCUCCACUUUGGACAACUGCACCUGUUAUUCCAACGAGACUAUUGUUAAACCUGGUACAGUUAUCAGGACACCCACUGAGAAAUGCACUUGUGAACAGGGACGUAUUAACUGUGGACCAUCGACUGAAGCUACAACCCUGUUCACAAGUCAACCAACAACCUUCUCUACACGUUCUCCCACUACCUCUGAAUCGACAACAUCUACGGGUCCAACAACCAUGUCAACAACAAUAUCUACAGAGUCUACAACACGUACAAUUUGUGAGUGUAGAGACCUGAAGAGGAACCAGAUAUGGGCGUGUGGAGAUAAGUGGACAGAAGACUGCUUCAGUAAGACUUGUAAGGGUGGGAAGAUAGAGAUGACUUCGGUCACCUGUCCGAAUCCAGUUCGCCCCACCAUGUGCCCCAGGGGACAGAUGGUCAGAGUCUCAGACGGAUGCUGUGACUACUGGAAGUGUGAUUGUCGUUGUGACCUCUAUGGAGACCCUCACUACAUCUCCUUCCAGGGUGUGACCUUUGACUUCCUGGAUAAUUGUACAUACAUCCUGGUCAAGGAGAAAACGCUGCGUCACCAUCUGACUGUUGCCGUGGACAACUACUUCUGUAUUCCCGAGUUGGACGGCUCCUGUGCCAAAGGCAUCAUCCUGCAGUACCAGAACAACACGGCCACUGUCAGCAUCGUACCGGAUGAGUACAGGGUGAAGUCUACUCUGAACCAGAAGAGCGUCGAGCCUCCCUAUGAGGAGAAUGGUAUCAGAAGUGGGGAGUCCGAAGCUGACAGCUGCUGUGAUAAGACCGCCUAUGACUGGAUCUAUGAGGACCCCCUGAAGCCUGAGUGUAGCGCUGCUCCCAGGGACGUCCCUUGCAAUCAUACAGGCCCUCCUCGAACCUCCAGCUGUCCUGGCAGCCCCCUCUGUGACCUUCUCCAUCACCCAGUUUUUGCAGAUUGCAGAAGGCAGGUGGAUCUGAGCCAGCUUGAGAGGAACUGUAGGUUUGAUUCGUGUGGGAGGAACGACAUGGCUUGUUCUCCUCUGGAGCAGGCUGUUGAGGAGUGUAAGAAAGCAGGCAUCUGUGUGAACUGGAGAACACUCACCAAUGGGACCUGUGCUGUUGGGUGCCCAACAGGGAUGGUGUACAGAGAGUGCCAAGGUCAAUUGGAUGACUACUGUCACGGAGGAGUCCGUGUUCAAGGGAGAGUACUGGAGGAAGUUAAGGCUGGAUGUUUCUGUCUCAGAGGACAGUUCAGAGCUGAGGAGCACAAGAAGAUCUGUGUGUCGGAGUGUCCUUGUGAGUGGAGAUUGGGAAUCUCUCUUGAGCCUAGGGCCAAAUCCUAA
Molecule: messenger RNA, 4713 nt
Organism: Salmo salar (Atlantic salmon)
Lineage: Eukaryota; Metazoa; Chordata; Actinopteri; Salmoniformes; Salmonidae
Source: RefSeq, a predicted model, not a curated record